AUGGACCGAUUUCAGCUCUAUUGCAACCUGUUCCGCGACCGGGACAAGAACGUGAGGAGAACAGCGCUGGAGAUAUCUCUGAACUCCGGUUUUUUCCAGCCCUUUUCACCGUGGGUGAAUGAGCAGCUUGCCUGCAUUCACGACUACUUUGAACGGGUGCUCUCGCGUAUACUGACUUGCAAUCAAGCCUUUGAUGAAGUUGCGAAGCAUGAUGCCAAAUGGGCCUCUGAACGGGUCGAUUGGCUGAGCCCGGCCAGAUCGAACAGCCACAAGCAAGGUUAUCUCUUCCUUGGAUUGGACUUUCUCUUUGAACUCGAUCACGCCAGAACCUACGAGGAGAAGCGCAGAAUACUUAUGACUUGCGGAGAAUCGCCACCACGUGCCAGGUACAUGCUAUCCUCAACGUUUUACUGCGGAUCAACAGCGUAUGAUUACGAAGGCUGGUGCUAUGACUGGGAGCGUUUGGAGGAACAUAUAAAGAGCGAUGAUCUCGACGACUAUCACCUCGGAGGCCACCUCUUUUGCAAACCGGACGAUGCCAGAUCAGGGCCUUUCCGCAUGUGGUACCAAGCACAUAAGAACCUCUGGAAAAAGGACGUCAUCAACCACGACGCGCACGCUUGGCUCAGGCGAUGUGGCUAUGUGCUCUGGGACCACCCCGAGACUCCACUCAGCGAUCAAGAGCUCAACGAGCGCUUCGACGAAGCUCGAGCUUACAGCCUCCUCGACAGUUUUCGGCGCAAGGACUCGGUGGCGAAGGCCAAGAUGAGAUCAUCCUGGCGGGAGAGAGCGGCGAUCUACAAACGGGGCGGACGCGGUUAUUGGGACGAAGGCGACCUGACCCGGAUCACUUGGACGGCGAAUUCUCCCCUUCCGGUUCGUUUAUCUGGCAAUAUCGAGCAUGUCGACCAGCGUGCAGACGUCCCCGUCGAUGCUGAAGACGGACUUGACCAAGUUGAGGGUGAGACGUCCGACCAGCAAGCAGACGUCCUUGUCCAGGCUCAUGACGGACUUGACCGGGAUGAGGGUGAGACCUCCGACCAACCGGCAGACGACCCCGUCCAGGCUCAAGACGGACUUGGUCGAGAUGAGGAUGAGACACGCGGCCAGUGGGCAGACGUCCCCCGCUCAUGCUCUAGAUAG
Molecule: messenger RNA, 1143 nt
Organism: Canariomyces notabilis
Lineage: Eukaryota; Fungi; Ascomycota; Sordariomycetes; Sordariales; Chaetomiaceae
Exons: 3
Coding region: 1-1143 (380 amino acids)
Source: RefSeq, a predicted model, not a curated record